Molecule: messenger RNA, 1499 nt
Organism: Sardina pilchardus (European sardine)
Lineage: Eukaryota; Metazoa; Chordata; Actinopteri; Clupeiformes; Clupeidae
Exons: 13
Coding region: 1-1458 (485 amino acids)
Source: RefSeq, a predicted model, not a curated record
AUGAUUGAUUGUGACUACAUGAAAAAACCUUUCAUUGUCGGUCUGUUCUGUGGUAACGCAAAACCGUCUAGUGUGCAAGAGUACCUGAAGUCAUUUGUAGAUGACCUCACCCAGUUACUGAGGGAUGGACUGACCUACAGAGGUGAAACUCUGAAGGUGAUGGUGUGCUCUUUUAUCUGUGAUGCUCCAGCACGGGCUUACAUAAAACAGACAAAGUCCCAUAAUGGCUACUCUGGGUGCGACAAGUGCCAUCAAAUGGCACAGAUGUGGAAGGUGGUCGAGUUCAUGGACAAAGGCACUGCCGUAGUACCAUGCAGCUGGCUGGAGAAGGCAGGGGAAAGCUGGAGGUGUUAUUGGCCUGGCUCCUAUGACCACUGGCGGCUCCAGAAGUCCGUUUUAAACCACCUUCCGCCAGGUCAAGACUGGGAUGUUUAUGAUGACGUGAGGGUCUUGGUAGGCUGUGCGACAUAUGGCAAGGCCAAAGAAUAUUUAGAUAAAUCUUUGCAACCAGACUGCCCAACAGACAUCCAGUCAGAGGCUGAAUUUCCUGAGAAGAGAAAAAGAAGGGCAAACCCACGCUACAAUGAAGGUAGCAAUCUUGGAAGAGCGGGCUCAUCAGCUACAGCCAGGACUUGGAGCUUGCCACGAGAAGCUGUUGGAGGUGAGGACACUGAAUCUGAUGAGGAUCAGCCAACCCCUAGAAAAACAGCAAGGCCAGCUAUUGACUUUGGGCCAGACAUCAAUAGUGAGUGGCUAUUUGGGCCAUCGACCACACAAAGAGCUCAAUCAACAGGGGUAUCAAAUGGCAACCAAAGAUCUGAGCUACUAAAUCUAGACUCACCUCGAGAAGGACAUUUCUCACAAGCCACACCUCAACCAAGCCAACAGCUAUUGCGUGACAUUGGAAUAAGCAAAGUCCUUCAGCUGCUGUCCCAAGUGCUAGAAGACAACAAGAUGAUAAAAGAGGAGGUCACCAAAUUGGGAAGUGACAUCAGGGCUCUCAGGAGAGAGAUGGGGAGGCAGGUAACACCUGAAGCUUCCCCUUCAUUAAUUAAGCUGCCCCUGAGCUCAAUGGAGGACUUUCAACAGGCAGAAGCACUCAUGAGAGAAAACCCCCAUGAGAAAAAAAAAUUGAUCUCUACAUUCGCUCUUAUUGGUGGGCACACUGCUGAAUUGACCGUAAGGCGGAUGCUGCAAAAUGGCCUCACCAACAACCUGGCUUGUAAUUUCAACUGGGCAGGAAAAGGCCACAAGAAACCUUUUAGAGAAACAUCUCUCAGCGAUGUGCUAUUCGCUGGACUGCAAAAACAGCUGCCAGGGAGCACACAGAUGGCUUACGAAGGCACCGUAAAGAAGUGGCUGAAAUAUGCACCGGAGAGAGAAGGGGGAGUAGAGAGGCGCAGACGAGCGCAAGAGCAGGCACCUUCACAACAGGACUCUGACCGCCUGGACCACUAGCCUGGAUGGAUGACACAUUUAAAUAAACGAUAAAUGUUUGA